This is a messenger RNA of Erythranthe guttata (spotted monkey flower), 2624 nucleotides long. Its product is annotated as DNAse I-like superfamily protein. The record is from RefSeq and is a predicted model, not a curated record. Lineage: Eukaryota; Viridiplantae; Streptophyta; Magnoliopsida; Lamiales; Phrymaceae. Gene Ontology annotation, molecular function: 3'-5'-RNA exonuclease activity.
UGUUCAAAUUCCAGUGAAGCUGUUAAACCCCAAUGAAUCGCCGCCCUUCUUCUUUCCGUUCCCUCGCCGUUGCCGCCACUGCAGACGCCGCCCCCUUCGCCGCCGCUGCUGCCAUGUCUUCUCGACCCUAUUACAGAGGAUGGCGUCCUCAAGACAGGAGAGGCUACUCCGAUAGACCUUUGUACCCCGCCAGCGGAGGCCAAGCGGAAUCCGUGUCCGGAGAUUCCCAUUACGGUGCAGUUCGAGAUGCAAACCGAGGCUUCCGACCGAGUUACAAUGCUGUCCCUCCGCCACCUCAAUAUGGAACGGGUCAGCAAUUUUAUGGACCCGAAUCACAGUCUUACCGGCCGGGUCCGCCUGUCAUGCAGCAAUUUCAUGGGCCACGCCCGUAUAGGCAGCCAAGUCAGGUGGGACCGGCUUCUGGUAAUUAUCAGCAGUUUAGACCGCAGCAAAUGCAGCAGCAGUUUAGGCCAAGGGCCUCAAAGCCUCCGGAUUAUCGAGAUUGGGAGUAUCGGAAGCCGGGGCUUCCUCCUCAUUGUGAGCGGUUCACUGUUCUCUCAUAUAACAUACUAGCUGAGUACUUGGCCAUUGAUCACUUUCAGAAACUUUACUUUCAUAUUCCUCGCUAUAUGUUGGAUUGGAAUUGGCGCAAAAGAAAUAUAUGUUUUGAGCUCGGAUUAUGGUCAGCUGACAUUUUAUGUUUUCAGGAGGUUGAUAGAUUCCAAGAGAUGGAGGCAGAACUGAAGCCUCGUGGAUACAGUGGCAUUUGGAAGAUGCGAACUGGUGAUCCUGCUGAUGGCUGUGCUAUAUUCUGGCGUGUUUCAAGAUUCAAGUUGCUGCAUGAAGAAUCUAUUGAAUACAAUAAGCUUGGCCUUCGAGAUAAUGUUGCCCAGAUAUGUGUUUUUGAGACUCUGAAAAGGCCAAAUAAAAGUAAUGAGGCAUCAACUCCGUCUACAAGUUCAGCAAGUUCUGAUAGAGUUGUUAUUUGCAACAUUCAUGUGCUUUUCAAUCCUAAAAGGGGAGAUAUUAAGCUUGGACAGAUUAGAGUGCUUCUGGACAGGGCACAUGCUGUUUCUAAGCUUUGGGAUGAUGCUCCUGUAGUUAUUUGUGGAGACUUUAACUGCACCCCGAAGAGUUCGAUGUACAACUUUAUCACAGAACAAAAGCUAGAUCUGUCAACGCUGGCCCGAGAUAAGAUAUCUGGGCAAGUAUCUGCUAAAAUAGGUCGACCUGCUUAUCCUGAUUUCAGGAAACAAGCUGCUUACGAUUCUAUUCAACCUUCUGCAAUUAAUAGUGAAACAACAGAACAAGGAGAUUUGCCUUUCGAUGCCCCUUCUACGGAAAGCUUUCCCAAACCUGAAUGCUCACUCAUGGAUGAAACCUCUCGUUCUUACAUUGGUGAAGAACAUAGAACUAGGAUAAGUAAUGACUUGUCCAGCCACGAUACAGCAGAUACAUCUGAAAUCAAGUCUCCUAUUUGUCCAGCUACGAACACAGAUAAAAUUGCUUUAUUUGAGUCAUCGUCUGAAGAUACACCCUCCAAGGUAGCUGAAGUCGGUGAAUAUGUAGAAUCAGAUUUCCAAACCAAACAAUCGUUGCCUAAUUCUCUUGACGUUGCUUCUUCAAAACACGAGGCCCUUGAUUUAUAUCUUUCAGCUGCAAAUGAUAACCAUGAUAAGCUGUCCUGUGAAUCUGAACCUGCUUUGUGCGAAUCUACUACAAGUGCUGAUUUUACGUUGGAUGAAAAACUUGAGGUCUUGUCACUUAAUGAAGUAGCUGAUGGGGAUAUAGAUAAUCUAGGUGAAGAUCGUGACUCGUUUUUAUCGAAAUUACAUGAUACUAGUAAAAGUCCCGUUCCAGCUGGUUUAGAUUCUAGUUACCCCGAACAAACAUUGCAUCCUUAUGGUGAACAUGAUGUUGUCACUGAGGCGAGAAGUUCAUUUUACAGUCCAUCAGCUUGGACUCCAGCAGAAAUACAAACCGCAACAGGUAGUGCAGAUUGCAGGACCAUGGAACACCCGUUGAACCUGACAAGUGCAUAUCCAGAGAUCGUGAAUUCUCCGUGGUUAAGAGAUCCCAUUGGCGAACCGCUUGUCACCAGCCACCACAGACUUUUCUCCGGCACAGUUGAUUACAUAUGGCGAUCCGAAGGUCUACAAACGGUGAAGGUUCUCGCUCCAAUUCCCAAGCAUGUUAUGCAGCAAACUCCCGGAUUUCCCACAAAGAAAUGGGGAAGUGAUCACAUUGCACUGGUGUCUGAAUUUGCAUUCACCAAAGAUAUCUCACCUGAGAAUGCCAGCCAAUGAAAAACAGAAUCUUGCUAAUUACACAAUUGCCAUUUACAAGCCAGCUUUAAACACUCUGGUGCAGAAGAAGACAGCAUCAUAUGUACUGUUUCUUUUUACUUUAUUCUAAAAUAAAAAUUGACUUAAUCUUGAUAGUGAUAGAAAUUGUAAUCUUUAGUUAUGUUACUCAAUCAUAAAUUUAUAAUCACAUGAUUUUAUUUAUUAAUUAUUCAUUCCAAUAAAUCUCACUUGAUUUUUGCAAUGUUGAGUUCUUGUAAAGCUGUUUUGUUCAGGUCAGAGAAUUGAGGCAGUCAAUGUUGGCAGCCAAUCUCAUGUGAA